UGUGGUGGUUAGAUUCAGACUUCCUGGUUCCUCCGCCCACUUGCUGAUACUUCCUAGUUCACCUGGACAGGUAAACAACAACUCGCAGCAUGAGAGCAGGAAGAAACACGUCGAAGCUGCGGCUUCGGCUCUGAGAUCCGACAUCUGAGGAAAAGUCUUUCCGGGAUACAGCGGCUGUUCGGUUCCUGUUCGGGUCCUGUUUGAUUCCUGUUCGGUUCCUGUUUGAUUCCGGCCGGUGAAGCUAACGCAGAGCUAAAGUUUCUACAUCAACCUGAGUUUCACCUGAACAGCUGCUUUUCUUCGUGAUUCGUGAUUAAUGUCCCUCCUCAUGCUUCCUCCGGAGAACCCGCUCCGCCGAACUCCGUUUACAUUUCUGCAGAUUUAAAGUUUACUUUUGGUUUUCGGCUUCAGGACGAACAGUCCCAACAGAAAACCACCGAGCUCCGUCCACCGUUUAAAGCUGCAGAGACGUUCAGGGACCCGCUGCAGACACAAGAAACUGGUUUCAGGAUGGGGGACGGGAUGAAGACUCAGUUGGUGAGUGCCAUCCAUCUGCAGGAGGUAGAACUGGAGGAGAAGUCUGGAGACAAUGACAAGAACAAGAACAAUAAUGAGGAUCAGACGUUCACGGUGGAGGACGCUGUAGAAACCAUCGGCUUCGGACGAUUCCACAUCCUCCUGUUUGUCAUCAUGGGAAGUUCCAACAUCAUAGAAGCGAUGGAGAUCAUGCUAUUGGCCGUAGUUUCUCCAGAGAUUCGAUGUGAGUGGCGUCUAGACGACUGGCAGGUGGCUCUCGUCUCCACGAUGGUGUUCCUUGGCUUCAUGUUGUGUGGAGUUUUAGGAGGAUAUAUUGCUGACAGAUACGGACGCUGGAAGGUGGUGUUUGGGGGAUUCGCCUGGAGUGCCUACUUUUCUCUGCUCACGUCCUUCGCACCAUCCUAUGGUUGGUUCAUCUUCCUUCGCAGCAUGGUGGGCUGUGGCGUAGCCGGAGUUUCUCAGGGGUUUGUUUUGAAGACAGAGUUCAUCCCUGCAAAGUAUCGAGCUUUGUUACUGCCUCUGGCCUCGAUCUUCUGGAUGACGGGAUCCAUGCUCAUCAUCAUCUUGGGGAUGCUGGUUGUUCCUACUCUGGGCUGGAGGUGGAUGAUCCGGAUCUCCGUCACCCCCAGCAUCAUCCUCCUCUUUCUCUUUAAGUUCAUACCUGAGUCGGCCCGUUACAACGUGUCGGCAGGAAACGUCAAUGCUGCCGUUAAAACGCUGCAGAGGAUCGCCACCAUGAACCGAGCUUCUCUUCCUCCGGGACGCCUGGCAGAGCCGGCCGUGAGGGAACGAGGAAGCUGGAGAACUCUACUCAGUCCAUCCUUCAGGAGGACGUCCCUACUGCUCUGGUUCUCAUGGUUCGUGGCGUCCUUCUCCUACUAUGGUUCAGUUCUGAGCAGUUCUGAGCUACUGGAGAAGAAUUUGUUGUGUGUGACAGACGCUGACCGAGAGCAUCAGGUCAAACACCGCCAUGAGGACGGACUGUGUUACUGCAUCCCCUUCGCUCGCAGCGACUACGAGACGCUGCUCAUCAGCUGCCUGGGAGAGAUCGCCCUGGUCCCAGUCAACAUUGGUCUCCUUAACGUCUUUGGACGGAAGAUGAGUCUGACGGUCCUGCAGCUCAUGGCAGCUGUUUUCUUCAUGUUGGUCAACAUCUGCACCACCAUGUUUGGCUUCACUGUGCUGCUGUUCCUGCUCCGGUCUCUGGUCUCCAUGAACUUUACUGUUGUUUAUAUUUACACAGCUGAGGUGUAUCCCACCGUGGCUCGUUCUCUGGGGAUGGGUUUCUGUACGUCCUUCAGUCGGAUCGGAGGAAUGAUCGCUCCGUUCAUCGCUCAGGUGCUGAUGUCUCAGUCGGUGAUUCUGGCUCUUAGUCCAUUCGCUGUGGCCUGUGUGGUCUGUUCUCUGGGGAACUUCUUUCUGCCGAUAGAAACUAAAGGACGAGCUCUGCUGCAAAGCUCCUGAUGACGUCUCCGGACAAACUGCUGCUGCUUCAGACUUUAUCACUGUUACAUGUGGGAGGGUGUUAAAUAAAUGCUUCUGUCAGAACAUGCUGGCAGACACAGGUCAGAUAAGUUAUAAUCUGAAGUAAUGAUGGAGUUAGUCGAUGGAGCCUGUCUGUUAAUAAAUGUUUUUACCAGAAUUUGAAUCUGAAGACAAUAAGACCUUUGUUGUUAUUCCAUGUUAUUUAAAUGAAAAUUAAAAACAAAUGUGGUGAUGCUUAAAAGUU
Mugil cephalus (flathead mullet) is the source of this 2266-nucleotide messenger RNA. It is a transcript of the gene svopl, whose product is annotated as SVOP-like. NCBI's taxonomy places the organism in Eukaryota, Metazoa, Chordata, Actinopteri, Mugiliformes, Mugilidae. The coding region runs from base 511 to 2001 and encodes 496 amino acids. Gene Ontology annotation, cellular component: membrane. Gene Ontology annotation, biological process: transmembrane transport. Gene Ontology annotation, molecular function: transmembrane transporter activity. The transcript is spliced from 16 exons. The record is from RefSeq and is a predicted model, not a curated record.